UUGGUCGUGCGCAGAGCACGCUUACAUCAAGCGCGAGCGCUGCCGAAUCUCGCCGAAACCCGAGCCCCGAUUGGCCGAACCCAGAACAAUAAUCUCGAAAAUGGAACGAAUGACCGACCGUUUCUGUGUAGAUCUAACGUAAACGACACUAUUUUUUUUUCUAUUCGGUAUGCCUUGUGGAUCGUGCCCGAAUGUGUAUUAAUGACCGUGUAUUUGAGUACAGUGUUCCGAAUUGAGUGCUAAACGUUUUCUAGGUCUGCUUGAUUCACUUCAGCGUUUACAAGGGCGUGAAAUUUGACUUGUUAAAUGUGUUAAGUAAAAAGGUGUGAACUAUUAGAAUUUGCUCGAACUCGUGUCUGUCCGUACGUUUGUGUGAGGCAGACUUUAGACUUAGUUUAUUAUAUUUUGUGCAAUUCCGUAUUAACGUAAAGAGGAUUGUGAAGGACUCAUAUACUGUGGCUGGUGAUGUGAGUAUCUGGAUCGUGCGUCGAGCCAAUGAUGACAACUGUCGUGGCGCGAGGGGACGCCGACCGGAGCGUACCGAUAAUACGUCUACACACCCUAACUCAUCAUGUUCACCAGGUUCGACCAGGGCAAGUCAACAAAAGGCGCGAGCAAACUCCGACGCGACCUGAUCAAUGCAGAAAUCGCAAACCUCCGGGACUUGCUUCCUCUACCUCCUUCCACCAGACAGCGGCUCUCACAACUACAACUAAUGGCUCUCGUGUGCGUCUAUGUCAGAAAAUCCAACUAUUUCCAACAAGUAUUCAAACGCUUUGACAUAAGCCAUCAACCAACGACGUCAUCGAAUUUCGGAUUCUCAAAGGCACUUAACGGGUUUCUGAUGAUGAUGACGCAAAAUGGGAAACUGCUUUACAUAUCUGACAACGCGGCUGAAUACCUCGGGCAUUCUAUGGAAGAUCUCCUAAUCCACGGGGAUAGUGUAUACGACGUCAUAGAUAAGCAGGAUCAACAAGCUGUUAGAACCGAGUUGACCAGGUCACCGGCCGAUGGAGAAGACAGGGUGUUCUUGUGCCGGAUGAAUGUGGCCAGAAAUGCUCGGAGGCAGAUGCGCUUUGGUGAUCAAAAGGUAGUUCUUGUGCGGGGUCACUACGUGUCAUAUCUGCCGCUGUGCAGCCGCAACGAGCCGGUGUUUGUGGCGGUGUGCACGCCGCUCGCGAUGCCGGAGACCCGCGAGUGCGUGGUGCACGGAGCCACCAACGUCUUCACCACGCUACACGCCAUGGACAUGAAGAUACUCCACGUUGACACCAAUAGCGAGUGGCAUUUAGGUUGGGAGCGAAGUUCAUUGCACGGAGUCAGCUGGUACCACCUUCUCCAUCCUGACUGCUGUAAGGAGGCACAAAGCAAGCAUCGAUUAAUUACGCAAUCGGAACAAGAAAGGUCCUGCAUUGCACUGCUCAGGCUGCAGAGGAGAUCUGGCCAAUUCCUGUGGGUCCACACCGUGUUGCAGCUCAAAGACAAUCUGGAGAACUCGCAGCGACCGCUGAUAGUCUGCACCAAUCAGGUUUUGAGUGAACAUGAAGCAGCAGUAAUGAAAGCGAACCCUUGGCUCUACCACUACUACGCUGUCCAAUCGAAAAUCCACUACGGGCUCGCCUACGAAGCGGCAACCAGAAUGUACGGACCUCCGCCUCCGGACCUACAAGUUUACCCGUCGGCGGUUCAAUAUACACCGGCUCCACCAGUCUGUAUCAACGGAACCCAACCGAUGGUUAUGCAACCUGGGCUGCAGACUCCCAUACCGCAUGUGCCAACUCAUCUGACUCCAAUGCACUACGCCUACGAUAGAUCAGACACAGGACCUGUAGAUUAUUCCGUCUCAUUACAAGAGAGCAGGUACCACAAUAUACGGGUAGAGGAUACCAGGAUUCAGUCUAAUGCUAAACGAAAAGGAAAAAACGCUGAGGAAAAGCCCAGUACGCCUAAUUCCAAUUUAUCUCCCAGGUGCACACCAUCAACGGUUACAUCCGGUGGAGAUAUUUUGGUAGCCGUAUCUGCGGGCUCGAUUGCAAGUAGACGCCCUGGUUCUAAAAACUUUAAUAUCACUGAAACCGAAAUAGUCGACCAGUGGAAUCCAAGUCCGACAUGGUCCGAGACGGCACUUCAGAAAGUUCCUGAUGUUUGUCACCAAGAUUUAAGUCCAUAUGUGACUACAACGCCUCCGACACCCACAGGCACACCCUCGGCGUACACACACAACUACAGCCAUACAUUUGUUUUCGACUGGUCACCAGAGCAAUAUGUUCCUCAUACUAACAAUAGAUGUAAUACAGUGACAACGGAAAGUUCCUUUCAACAGACUUGGAAUAGAAGUCAAAGAACAUUCGCUAAUAGCGGAGAGAGUUCUGUAGAUGAGAUUUGCAAUACUAAUAGGUUAAGUUUAACAAUGAGGGUCAGUAAUCCACCGCCUUACAAUGUAACCAGCGAAGGGGAAAUGCUUAGGAGGCAGAUAGAUCGUGGACAUCCCGAUUCCCCGGAUGCGAAAAAGCCCGCAUUAUAACUAUUACCUGUAUAAUGACAUUUUAAUUUUAGUAUCAUAUUGUUUUGUUACCUGUAAUUAUUUUAUAUAAUUAUAAUGUUGAAUAGAAGAAAUACUAGCUCUGGAACUCUCCUGUGAUCUUGUAUUAUAUGAAUAAAUAUAAUUUGUGUAUAGUAGCAAUUGUACAUAAAGAAUUACUGUUUACGUAAAAUCGUGAGCUCUAGGAUAUCAUUGAAAGUAAAUAGCGUUGAAUUUAUAAUAUUGCGUUUAUGUGUCAAAAGUGUUUUUUACGGAAGAUGAAAUAUCUUUUCCAUUUUAAAAGUUUUAUCGGUAAAGAUACUUUUGAAGUCCGCUGUCCUAAACAUUUUUUACCGUGGUACUUAUAGUAAGGAAUUCUCACUUUAAUUUUGUUAAAUAAGUAGGUAGGAGUAAGUACUUAACGCGUUUAUUCGCUUAGUGCGUUUUUGUUUUAUUUGUAAACAUUGUUAAUGUAUAUUCAACUUGUUUUAAAUAUUUAUCGAAUUAACUUGUGUUAUUAUUAUAAAAAUAUUCCUGUAGUUUUAUAAUCGAUUUGUAUACAACUUGUAUUUUUGUAAGUAGUAUUAAAUAUUCGUACCGUCCGAAAUAUGGUCCAUGUUGUACAAAGUAGUCUUACUAUAUUAUAUGAUUCCAAAUUUGGUAUAGCCAUUAUAGGUUAUAUUAAACUUGUAUAAACCUAUUGUGUGAAUUUUGAAAAUAAAAAGUUUUG
Bombyx mandarina (wild silkworm) is the source of this 3251-nucleotide messenger RNA. Its product is annotated as PAS domain-containing protein cky-1. The record is from RefSeq and is a predicted model, not a curated record. NCBI's taxonomy places the organism in Eukaryota, Metazoa, Arthropoda, Insecta, Lepidoptera, Bombycidae. Gene Ontology annotation, biological process: regulation of transcription by RNA polymerase II. Gene Ontology annotation, molecular function: DNA-binding transcription factor activity, RNA polymerase II-specific; RNA polymerase II transcription regulatory region sequence-specific DNA binding; protein dimerization activity.